Messenger RNA from Trematomus bernacchii (emerald rockcod), 1811 nucleotides. RefSeq lists its product as uncharacterized. NCBI's taxonomy places the organism in Eukaryota, Metazoa, Chordata, Actinopteri, Perciformes, Nototheniidae. Gene Ontology annotation, biological process: cell surface receptor signaling pathway. The coding region runs from base 23 to 1042 and encodes 339 amino acids. The record is from RefSeq and is a predicted model, not a curated record. Gene Ontology annotation, molecular function: transmembrane signaling receptor activity. The transcript is spliced from 6 exons.
UCCUGCAAAAACUGGCUAUGAAAUGGAACAGAAGAGACGGAAAUCUUUGACCCCUUUUUACCUGAUGGCGUUUAAUUUGAUUAAAACGUUUCCAAGCGUCUCAAGAUACCACAGAAUGAACAGGAAGUGGCUCAUUAUAGUUACUGCACAUUUAUUCUUUCACUUGUCUGUGGGUGUAGACCUUAUUGUCUUCUACAGAAUCUCACAAGUUGCUCUGGAGACUAUAGGUGUCACAUUGCUUAAAAUCAUGAAUAUGAUCACCAUUAUUCUGUGGGCUCUCGCAAACCAGGUCACGAGCCAAACUAAUGUUACAGAUAUUUCUUCUGCGAAUAUCCUGGCCCAGCAGAAAACUAUAAGCGAGAACAGCUACCUUGUUUUGACCUGCAGCACGUUUGGGAAAAAGAAACAGAUCCAGGUUACUGUUUAUUUAUGUAAGGGCGACCUUUGGAUCGAGAAAAAGCAACAGAAGCAAGAUCGAUAUGAAACCACCUUCACCAUACACAGAGUGGGUCUUCAUCACAGUGGGAACUACAGCUGUGUCUACUCCACAAGGGACGAUUUGCCUCCCAAAGUAACCAAGAAAAGAGAGCCCAUUGAGAUUGUGGUUAUAUCCAAUUUUCUCCCUGCAGAUAUUUCAGUAGCUGCGCCGUCCGAUGUCCACGAGGGAGACGAUGUUGCGUUCAGGUGUAUCGUUUCUGGCCCCCUGCAAACACUCGGUGAAUGUCAGCUCAUACACUCUUACUUGAUGAGAAAUGAGACCAUCCUCCAAGUGCAAGCAUUUAAUGUCCCCGGGAUGGAGGCGAAUUUCAUCAUCGAAGGUGCCGUGGUGAGGGAUUCGGGCCAUUACAGCUGUGUGGUGCUGCCAUCAAAAUGCAUCCAAGAGGGCGAGAAAACACUGUAUGGAAAUAAUGCAGUAUUAGUCGAGGUCAAAGAAACUUUGAUCUUUAGGUUGAUUGCAUCUUUUAGAGUGAUAGCCCUGAUGAUAUUACUGGGACUGGGACUGUGUCUGUGGUGGAUCAACAAACAAGGUAUCAGAACCUAGGAGAUGAGGACUUCACGUACUCUGCUGAUCAUGAAGGAGUGUACAGUGUUGCAGGUCAGAGAUAACCUACUUUGAGUUAUUAUACAAGUAGCUUAGCCCAUUAAAGGCAAGUAGAUGACUGUUUUCUAACAUGUAGAUGAGGAUGAUGAGUUCGAUGACUUUGAUCAGAUGUGUGCCAACUCACACAUUUUUAGGGCUUAAGGUCCUGUCAAAUCCUUAUUGUGCACUAUUCUCAUAUAGCGCACAGUUGGCAGCGUGAGAAAUAAAGUCAAAUCCAAUCAAAUUGGUUGUUAUUGCUUGGAUUUCUUUGCUUUACUAACAAUGCUCAAGAACAAGGCAGAAAAUAAAUAAUCAAGUUAUAAUAGUAAAGCUUAGAAGGCAAUAUGAUACUGCAUUGUUUUAGAUUAGCUGUUUUUCUGUAAAUAUCUUCGGUGCAUCUUACAGGAAAACCACAAAUGAAUUUUUAGUAGCAGUGCAGAUAUGUAUAGCAUGUUGUGCUCUCUGACUCACUACAGCUAAUCUGGUUAUGACAUUCAAAGAGAAAGUGUCAAGAAUGAAUGCAUGAGUGUGUGAGGAAGCGCACACACUCCCUCACUAACAUGUUGGCUUAACUAUUUGUUUGUUAAGAAAGGUAGUACAUGUUUUCAUCACAGUUGUCUUUAUUUCAGUUAAAGUUAUAAAAACAGUUUACAUAGAAAAACUAAUAACAUGCAUCUAAAUGAAUUUGUCAGUCUGUAAAACACACAAUCACAAAGUAAUCACCAUUUCC